UUUCUUUCCCUUUCUCUUUUUUUUUUGUCAGUAUUUUUCGCGAGAUCGCUACGCAGCAAUUGUUAAUUCAUCGUCGAUCGCCAAAUCCUUGGAUGAGCACUAUAUACGCUAAUUGUCGAUAACAAUGUCGUUAAUUAAUUGUUUAUUUACUCGUUGAAGUUGUAACUGGAUUAUGCACCAGCUUUCACUGAACAUUCUCGCUGCUUUUCAGUUUGUAAAUGCUACAACAUGCCACCCAAACAGAGGAAAAUAGCUAUUAUGGGCUAUAGAUCCGUAGGUAAAUCAUCCCUUAGUAUACAGUUUGUCGAGGGACAAUUUGUGGACUCGUAUGAUCCUACAAUAGAGAAUACGUUUACAAAAAGUACACGAGUAAAUAGUCAAGAUUAUGAACUUAAAUUAGUAGACACAGCUGGUCAAGAUGAAUAUAGCAUAUUUCCUACUCAGUAUUCCAUGGACAUCCACGGUUAUGUCCUGGUAUACAGCAUAACCAGUGCGAAGAGUUUUGAAAUUGUACAAAUUAUUUAUGACAAACUACUUGACAUCACUGGAAAGCUUCACGUUCCAAUUGUAUUAGUGGGUAACAAAACGGAUUUGUACGUUGAUCGUAUGAUCACGACAGACCAAGGAAAGCGCUUAGCAAAUUCCUGGAAUGCAGCAUUUCUAGAAACCAGUGCAAAACAAAAUGAGUCUGUUGCAGAUAUUUUUCACACAUUGCUGAUGGAGAUCGAAAAAGCUAAUGGAAAUGUACAAGAAAAAUCGAAUUGCAUUAUUUGUUGAAUUGCCUGAAAUAAUGGCAUUAACAGAAAUGUAAAUGUGUAAAACGGUAAAAACAUUGGCAUUAUAUCUCUAAUACCUUCCCACUGACGCAAAUACAAAAAUCUAAAAAACGUAAAAGCAAAUGCAAAUGUAACAAUAGAUAAUAUUAUUUAUAUACAUAUAACCAUAAAAUAUUUUAUGGUUAUUAUGUUUAUAAAAUAAUUGAUAGUUUUUCAUGUUCCGAUUUAAUGUUCCGAUUAUAUAAUUAAAGUGACAAUCUAAUAU
Formica exsecta is the source of this 1041-nucleotide messenger RNA. RefSeq names its product GTP-binding protein Rheb homolog (gene Rheb). Gene Ontology annotation, biological process: small GTPase-mediated signal transduction. Bases 229 to 777 code for a protein of 182 amino acids. The transcript has 6 exons. Gene Ontology annotation, molecular function: GTPase activity; GTP binding; GDP binding. Gene Ontology annotation, cellular component: plasma membrane. Lineage: Eukaryota; Metazoa; Arthropoda; Insecta; Hymenoptera; Formicidae. The record is from RefSeq and is a predicted model, not a curated record.